AUGGAUGCGGCUCCGGCGGCGGGAAACUUGGAUCCGGCGGUCGAAAGGGGUAGAUCCGGUGGUGGGCUCCAGGAUGCGCCAAGCGGAGGGGCCAACGGCGCGCCGUAUGUGUCCGGCGGAGGGGCUGGCGGCGCCCCGUUCGUGUGGCCGGGAGGCCCGCCGACGGGUCCCCUGGGUGCCCUCCUGGCCGCCGCGGGAGUGCCUCCCGGCAUGGUGGCGGGCGCAUGGCCUGGAGGCGCAGCAACCGCGGCGGGCCAGCCACCAGCGCAGCAACCGGCCAUCCCAGCCGCGGCGGGCCUGGCCGCCGGCGCGUGGCCCGGCAUCCCCGGCGCAUGGCCCGGCGUCCCCAGCGCGGGGCCAUCAGCUUCACAGGCCUCCGGCAUCCCCAACGCCGCCAUGCCUGCAAGCACAGGCAUGCCCGGAGGAUGGCCGGAGUGGUGGGCCGGAGCAGCGGCGGCGGCUCUAGGGCCGGAUUGGCUCCGUGCCGAUCCUCAACUCGCUUCACAGGAGACAGCUUCACAGGAGGUUGGAGGUAAUGACGAGCGGCUGCCGGUUCGGGUCACCUCUGGUCCAGUUCGGAGCUCCUCAACUCGUCGGCGAGGUACCCGCGCACCUAGGCCACCACCGGCGGCUAGGACAGCUACUGCUCCUGCAUCUGUGGACGUCGACCUCACCGAUCCAAGCUUGGCUGAUUGGUGUGAUGAGAACAAUAGGAUAGUUUGUGAGAUUUUUGCUGAUGAAGUUUUAAAAGGAAAUAGAUCAAGUACUCAUUUGAGUAAGACCGGGUACAAGAAUGUGAUAGCAAGGUUUAAAGAGAGGACUGGGAUUGAGUACACUAGAAAGCAAUUCAAGAAUAAAUGGGAUAAGUCGAAGCAAGAUUAUGGUAUUUGGAAGCAGUUGAAAAAUAAGGAGACUGGGAUUGGAUGGGAUGAAACUGGGAAGAAUAUUGUAAUGUCAGAGGCAUGGUGGAAGAAAACAGCAAAAGAUAUAAAGGGCUCUACCAGAUUCAAGCUGAAAGGACUACAAAAUGAAGAACAGCUAAGCAUUAUGUUUGAAGACCUCAGAAAUACUGGUGAUGAACAUUGGUCCGCUUCUAGUGGUAUAGCACCUUCUUCAGCAAACUUGUCUCGUGAAAGCUCUCCAAUUCCUAUUGAUGAUGAAGAUGAAGCAGACAAAGUGGAUUCGGACAGUGAGCCGGAGGAGGUGACACCUAGGAGUGUGCAUGGUUCAAAGAGAGGUCGAGGGGCUAGUAACAUCAAGGGAAAGAAACCCAAGACAAGUACAGGGCAUUGGUUUCAGGAACAAAUGGGCAAGAUUGUGGAGAUGAAUGAGAGGACAACUGCAUCUUGUGAAUCUAUUGCAAGGAGGGAGGAUACAUCUGGUUGUUCCAUCCAGGAUGUCAUGGCUUUGGUCAAGAAUUGUGGGGCUCUUCCCUCGACGAAUGAACAUUUUGUUGCAUCUCUAGUUUUUACCAAGAGGGCUGAACGAGAGAUGUUUAUGACUUUGGAUACACCUGAGGAGAGGUUUGAUUGGCUGAAGAGGAAGUAUGAAUGGAUGACUAGAAAUGAUGUGCCUAAGUAG
Messenger RNA from Setaria italica (foxtail millet), 1581 nucleotides. RefSeq lists its product as uncharacterized. The record is from RefSeq and is a predicted model, not a curated record. NCBI's taxonomy places the organism in Eukaryota, Viridiplantae, Streptophyta, Magnoliopsida, Poales, Poaceae. The transcript is spliced from 3 exons. The coding region runs from base 1 to 1581 and encodes 526 amino acids.